Messenger RNA from Chenopodium quinoa (quinoa), 2820 nucleotides. RefSeq names its product UPF0503 protein At3g09070, chloroplastic-like. Gene Ontology annotation, cellular component: plasma membrane. The record is from RefSeq and is a predicted model, not a curated record. NCBI's taxonomy places the organism in Eukaryota, Viridiplantae, Streptophyta, Magnoliopsida, Caryophyllales, Amaranthaceae.
CAAAUAAAAGAAUAAUACAUAAACACACAAAACGAUCCGUUCCGUUACAGGGACAUGACGAGCAACAAAAGAGUGAAUCCGUCCUUUUCAAUUUUCAAGUGAGAAAGAGAGUAAUCAGAGAGUAUGCUUAAAUCGACUACGCGUAUCCCGUAAAAGAAUUAAAGCACACCCUUAACCAAAAGCAAACCGAUACAGACAAAUUGCGAGGCUGACGGAAAUAAAGUCAGUCUAUUUGUCUAUCUCACCCUCAAAAAAAAAAAAAAAAAAAAAAAAAAAACCCUCAAAUUCCUUCUCCCAGGUGUGAGUAGCCAAAUAAAUAAAAAUAUUUAAAUCACAUUGUCUUCCCGUUGCUUUGCUCCUUCCUUUAUACAGAGUAUUUUUUUUUCUUUUCUCUUUCUCAUUGUCACUUUCCGUUGGAACACUCCUCCCAAAUAUCACCACCUCCCACUUUUUCUACCAUCUCUUUUUCUCUGAUUUCUUUGAUUUUCUCUGAAAAAUGCAAUAGUGGAAUCACGGGGAGAGAGAAGGGGAAUUUAAUUCGGGCAUGAAUCCCGUGACAGCUGAGCAAUUACCGCCGCCGCCACCACCACCACCACCGCAGCCCCACCUGAAGUCCACCAGUUGCGACCGGCAUCCCGAUGAGCAGUUCACUGGGUUCUGCCCCUCUUGUCUUUGCGAGCGUUUAGCGGUGUUAGACAAAUCAUCCGCAGCAACCGCCUCUACUGGCCGUAAAUCCGCCUCUUCUGCACUCAAAUCACUGUUUAAACCUAGCAACGAUACUGGGUCCGCAUUACGAGGUAGGCCGAGUUCGAGUUCUUUUUUACCGGAGCUGCGACGGACUAACUCGUUUUCCGGAGGAAAGAACGAGGGAGGGUUUCUCGGACUUUCCGGUGCUUUCGAGCCGCAGCGUAAGUCGUGCGACGUUCGAGGUAGGAGUACGCUUUUCUCUCUCUUUUCGCAGGAUGAUGGGAAUGGGAAUGGGAAGCGCGGUGCACAAGGGCAAGGGCAUCAUCCUGUAAUAAAUGAGCCUUCGACUUCAUCGGCGGUGAUUGAAUUGACGGCGGAGGUUGGAGAUCACGGGGUAGCCGAGGAGGAAGGAGAAGGAGAAGAAGAGGAGGAAUUCCAUGAAAGCAUUGAUAAUGGGGAUGAAAUCCAGGUUAUAGAGGAGGAAAUUGUCGAGUGUAAUGAUGAUUAUAAUAAUAAUAAUAACAACAGUGUGGAUAAUAAUUUGAGGGAUUAUUCAUCGGGUGAGCAGGUGGUGGGUGGAAACUUUCAAGGGCAGACGGUGGAAUUGAAGCCAAUGAAAGACCAUAUCGAUCUAGAUUCACAAAAUAAGAAGGUGGGUAGCAAAGAUUUCAAGGAAAUUGCGGGUAGUUUUUGGUCUGCGGCCUCGGUUUUUAGCAAGAAAUUGAGGUCUUGGACAAGGAAGAACAAUAAUCAGAAGAUUAAAAAGCAUAUGAGUGGGUCUCAUACUGUACAAGUGAAUGGUAAAAAGGGCAAUGCUGGGAGGAAUUACAGAGAUACUCAGUCUGAAAUUGCUGAUUAUGGGUUUGGGAGGAGAUCUUGUGAUACUGAUCCUAGGUUUUCUCUUGAUGCUGGGAGGUUUUCUGUUGAUGCCGCGACUGCUGGGAGAUUUUCCGUUGAUGCUGGAAGAGUUUCAUUUGAUGAUCUCAGGUGUUCGUUUGAUGAGCCUAGGGCUUCUUGGGAUGGUUAUUUGACUGGUAGGACUUUCCCGAGGAUGAUACCGCCUAUGGUUUCAGUGGUGGAGGAUGCACCGAUAACGGUGUUGAGGAAAGAUACUCAGAUUCCGGUAGAGGAACCGAGGAGGAGUUCUGUUUCGAUUAAUGGUGAUGACCCUUUCCCUGGUGGAGCUUCUCAGACGAAGGAUUAUUACUCUGAUUCGUCCUCACGGAGGAGGAAGAGUCUUGAUAGGUCUAGUUCUAUUAGGAAGACGGCGGCUGCUGUUGUUGCUGAAAUGGAUGAGAUGAAGAAUGACUGCACUAACAAGAUCUCCCCUCCUUGUGUAGACUAUUUAAAUGGAACCAAAGUUGUUGCUGGUUUUGGUGGUGAUAGGGAUUUUAGGGGCUUAGAUUUGUUGAAUUCUAAUUCUAAUUCGCUUAGAGAUGAUUAUUCUGAGAGCUUUGAUAUGGGAUUUAGGGAUAAUACCUCUGUGAUGGGUAGCACCUGCGACAGAAAGGUGUCAAAGAAGUCUAGUAGAUGGAGGGCGUGGAACAUUUGGGGUUUGAUUUAUCGACGAGGCAAUAACAAAGGUGAGGAUGAUGAUAGAUACAGUAGGUCAAUACCGAAUGGGGUGGAACGAUCAUACUCGGAGUCUUGGCAUGGUGAUCCAAGGGCUGGUUUUAAUAGAAAUGUGUUUCGCAGUAAUAGCAGUGUCAGUUGGAGGAACUCGUAUAACGUAGGUGGUAUAAUUGAUUCCAACAAAAAGAAAAAGGAUGAGUUUGUAUUAGAAAGGAAUCGGAGUUCAAGGUACUCUCCAAGUCAUACUGAUAACGGGUUGUUACGCUUCUAUUUGACACCAUUGAGAGGCAGCAGAAGGGGCAGCUCAGGGAAACCAAAGCCAGCUUAUUCACAUUCCUUCGCAAGGAGUGUGUUGCGAUUCUAUUAAACCCGAAUCUCUCCAGUUUCAUCUGAUGUUCCUUUUCAUUAAUGUCUAAAUAUUUUGAAUUUGUGUACAAGCGUUGGAUCCAAACCUCUGUUUCCUUUGUGGUUGAUAUUAUAAAAGGUACCCUUGCAUUAAAGUUUUACAUUAAGCAAUCUCUGAUCAAUGAGUAAAACUUGUACAUUGUUUUCUUUCCUUUA